This is a messenger RNA of Oryzias melastigma (Indian medaka), 1955 nucleotides long. Its product is annotated as solute carrier family 35 member F2. The transcript is spliced from 8 exons. Gene Ontology annotation, biological process: transmembrane transport. Gene Ontology annotation, molecular function: transmembrane transporter activity. The coding region runs from base 21 to 1274 and encodes 417 amino acids. Lineage: Eukaryota; Metazoa; Chordata; Actinopteri; Beloniformes; Adrianichthyidae. The record is from RefSeq and is a predicted model, not a curated record. Gene Ontology annotation, cellular component: membrane.
UCCAUCACUGCAGAGCCGGAAUGGCAGAUAAACCAUCAGACAAUUCAUCUGAGAAUGAAAGCCAGGAGGAGCAAAGAUGUGGAGUCCUGCAGAAGAUCAGGAAGUUCAACCCCAGAGAGGUUUUCACCUGGCAGCUUGCCAAGACGCUGGCCAUGGGUCAAGGUCUGGCGGCCUUCAUCUGUGGAACGGCGGUCUCCUCCCAGUACCUGGCCUCAAACUUCCACGUGGACACGCCCAUGCUGCAGAGCAUGCUGAACUACAUGCUGCUGUGCGUCACCUACACCAGCAUGCUGCUCUGCAGGACAGGGGACGGCAAUAUUUUGCAGAUUCUGAAGAAAAGAUGGUGGAAGUACGUCCUGCUGGGGCUGGUGGACGUGGAGGCCAACUACACUGUGGUGAAAGCGUACCAGUACACCACCCUGACCAGUGUGCAGCUGCUGGACUGCUUCAUCAUCCCCGUCCUGAUGCUGCUGUCCUGGUGGAUUCUGAAGACCCGAUAUAAGGUGGCUCACUAUGUAGCUGUGGGGAUCUGUCUUCUGGGAGUGGGGGCCAUGGUGGGGGCAGACCUGCUGGCGGGACGGGACCAAGGCUCCACCUCAAACAUCUUGUUGGGUGACGCCCUGGUGCUGCUCAGCGCCGCGCUGUACGCCGUGUCCAACGUGGCUCAGGAGUACACGGUGAAGAACCUGAGCAGGGUGGAGUUCCUGGGCAUGCUCGGCUUGUUCGGCACCAUCAUCAGCACCAUACAGAUGGUCAUCCUGGAGCGAAAGGCCGUCUCAACCAUCAACUGGAGCUGGGAAAUUGGGCUCCUGUUCGGUGCAUUUGCUCUCUGCAUGUAUGCUUUGUACAGUUUCAUGCCCAUCGUGGUGAAACUGACCAGCGCCACGUCCGUCAACCUGUCGCUGCUCACCGCCGACCUGUUCAGCCUCUUCUGUGGGAUCUUCCUGUUCCACUACAGCUUCUCUGGACUCUACCUGGUCUCCCUCGUGGUCAUCCUGAUUGGCUUCAUCACCUUCAAUGCCGUCCCAACUGUUACCAAGCCUGCAGAGCCCACCACCUCUUCCUCCUCCUCCUCCUCCAUCUGUGAGGAUGGUUGCCACGACAACCCAGUUACUCAGGAUGACAUCUCCAGUAAAGAAGUGUCUAUUGGAAUCCCCACCGAUAUGGACCUGAGAGAUGAUGAGGUACGGAUAAGAAAGCAGAAGAGGAGAAGCCUCGGAGAAGAAAACGGUGGUGAAGAUGCGGCUGGAGUUCGACACAGCACUAAAAUGUGAACAGCAACACGAGAGGCCCUGAAAAAAAUCAUCUUCAAACUCAUAAUUAUUGAGUUGGGUUUUAUUUUUUUAGCCUGCAACACUUAUACUAGUCUUAUUCUUUACUUUGUCAGACAUAAACUGUUUUUGAUUUUUGACCAAUAAAUAUUCUUCUUUCGUAAACAUCACGAGUGAGACACUAUUCUUCUAUUUUUUUAUGCAUCUUUGGACCAAACUCAGUGGUUCUGAUCCAGAUGACAGUUUUGUACUCAGACAUGAACACCUGGUACCUUUUCAAAUUCAUAUCAUACUGGGCAACAUCCAGUUUAUUCUAGCUGCUAAAUAGUGGUUAAUACGACUUAUAGAUUCUUAGAAAUGUCUGCAUCCUGUGAUGCUAAAAAGGCUGUUUGGGUCAUUUUCUUCAUUAUCUAGAAAAGUACAAAUUGUAUGUAUUUGUGUCUGGUAAAUCUUUCAUUUAUAACAUGUAUAUUUAAUUUUUUACAAGUAUUGAAUCAAGUGUUUUGUAUUUUUGUAUAGAAAUGAUUAAGCUGAAAACCAUUCCAUUUAUUGAUGUCUUCUGUAGGGAUGUUUGUUUUGGAAUGUGUAACAAUUUAAGCUCAUUUUAAUUUGAUAGCAGCACCUACAAGUUCCUUUCAAAAUAAAAUCCAUCUUGUGUCAAAUUAGACUCUCCUUCUGCUGCAA